Mesorhabditis belari is the source of this 252-nucleotide messenger RNA. NCBI's taxonomy places the organism in Eukaryota, Metazoa, Nematoda, Chromadorea, Rhabditida, Rhabditidae. The record is from the annotation of a GenBank genome assembly.
AUGACGGGAUUCAAAUCGUUGAAUUGCAUUCUUUGCAAUGGGCCGUUUGUCUCGGUCGCAAAACAGGCUCGAUCUUCACGGGAUUUGCAAUAUGGAUUGGCAAUGUGCAGCGAAUGUUUCGAGAAUAUAUUGCGGACGACAUGUUUCACUGCAUCAAAUGUAUUUCGAAGAUUUGUGGAACUUGUGCAUAUAAGAGCCAUUGUGGACACAACUCAUUCACAUUGUUGGAAAAGGAGGCGUGUGAACUAUCCG